CGUCUACUCAAGACUGGACGACACGAGCAAGAAAACACCAUGGCCCCUUGGAUCCUCGGCGAGAAGUUCAACACCGUUUACCCUCACAAGGGCUCUAUCAAAGCUCUCUGGGAAACUAAGUGGAAGUUUGCAUGUGAAAAAUCCGUCUACCCAUUCCACGACGGUGCCAUUGAAGACUUUCGACCUAUUUUCCAGAAGCUUAUUGAUGAAAACAUCAACGAUGCCUACACAGAUGCCUACACACAGGCUUUCUUCCCGGUUGCUGAGGCCCUGGAGAAUAAGGCCUCGGCUGCUUUGAACAACAACAAUGUGGAGAUGGCCUCUGACCUGCUCCGUAGAGCCGCUGUGGUCUACCGUAUCUCCCGCUUCCCCUAUGUCGAUCCGACUAGAGAGGAUAUCAAAAAAGAGGCCUUCAACCGACAGAAGAAGGUGUAUUUGAAGGCAGCUUCUUUUUGGAAGCCCACCAUCCAGGAGGUCAUCAUCCCGCACAAGCAUAAGUCGGCCACCGACGGUGCCUAUGUUCCCCUCUUCGUUCGUGUCCCGGAACAUGCGACGGCAGAGAACCCUGUCCCAGUUGUUGUGCUAAUGACUGGCCUGGAUGGAUACCGCCCCGACAACAGUCAGCGCACCCAUGAGAUCAUCAACCGGGGUUGGGCGACAGUUAUCUGCGAAAUUCCCGGUACCGCGGACUCGCCUGCCGACCCCAGCGACCCCAAGUCGGCGGACCGUCAAUGGACCACCGUUCUCGACUACAUGGCGACUCGUCCGGAGUUCGACAUGUCCCGGGUUGCUGCCUGGGGUCUAAGUGCCGGUGGAUUCUACGCCAUCCGGGCUGCACAUACCCAUCGUGAUCGCUUCGUGGGAACCCUCGCCCACGGACCGGGGUGCCAUUACUUCCUGGACCCCGAGUGGUUGAGCCGUGUCGAUGACCACGAGUAUCCAUUCCUGCUCACUCCUGCCUGGGCCAAGAAGUACGGCUACUCCAACCCGGAGGAUUUCAAGAAGAAUGGCCAGAAGAAGUUCUCUCUUCUCGAGACUGGCAUCUUGGAUCAGCCUAGCUGCAGACUGUUGCUGCUCAACGGUGUGGAUGAUGGCGUCACCCCCAUUGAAGACUGCCUGAUGCUCUUCAACCACGGAAGUCCCAAAGAGGGAAGAUUCUUCCACGGUCUCCCUCACAUGGGGUACCCUCACAGUCUGGUCCCGUCGUACAAGUGGUUCGAGGAUGUUCUGCGCUCACCCCAGGAGCCUCUCAAGAACUAGAAAGAAGGGUUGUUUCCAACGCGUCGUA
Aspergillus vadensis CBS 113365 is the source of this 1288-nucleotide messenger RNA. RefSeq names its product heptaketide hydrolyase ayg1 (gene ayg1). The transcript is spliced from 6 exons. Bases 40 to 1260 code for a protein of 406 amino acids. The record is from RefSeq and is a predicted model, not a curated record. Lineage: Eukaryota; Fungi; Ascomycota; Eurotiomycetes; Eurotiales; Aspergillaceae.